Messenger RNA from Plectropomus leopardus (leopard coralgrouper), 782 nucleotides. Its product is annotated as homeobox protein MSX-2-like. Gene Ontology annotation, molecular function: DNA-binding transcription factor activity, RNA polymerase II-specific; RNA polymerase II transcription regulatory region sequence-specific DNA binding. Gene Ontology annotation, biological process: regulation of transcription by RNA polymerase II; embryonic morphogenesis. The record is from RefSeq and is a predicted model, not a curated record. Gene Ontology annotation, cellular component: nucleus. NCBI's taxonomy places the organism in Eukaryota, Metazoa, Chordata, Actinopteri, Perciformes, Serranidae.
UAUGCGUUUUCUGGACUGGAAUUAGACAUCGAUCCCGGCCCUGGAGAGAGAGCAUGGCUUCCCCUGGAGACUGGAGAGACGAGGUUUCCACGGAGGAGGAUGUGCAACCACCGCGGCCGAAAAAGCGCACGGCACAGGUGUCCUGUUUGCCCUUCAGCGUGGAGGCGCUUAUAUCGGACAAGAGAUCGCUGAAUAUGACGGACAGUAAAGAUGGAAAUGAUCAACAGGGACACAGGCCAGAUGUGUUUUCCCAACAAUUAGUAUCUAUCAAACCAGAGCCAUCAGAUCGAGACUGUGCGUCCUGGAUAUCCAGCCCAAUUAAGAUGUCAACACCCCCCCGGCAGCUCAGUCCAGCAGUGUGCUCUCUGAGGAAGCACAAAAGCAACCGCAAGCCUCGCACUCCCUUUACCACCACGCAGCUCCUGGCCCUGGAGAGAAAGUUUCGUCAGAAGCAGUACCUGUCCAUCGCUGAGCGGGCAGAGUUCUCCUCCUCUCUGUCGCUCUCUGAGACCCAGGUCAAGAUCUGGUUCCAAAACCGGCGAGCUAAAGCCAAGAGACUUCAGGAGGCCGAGGUGGAGAAACUCAAAAUAGCAGCUGGCAUUGGGCCCAAAGCUGUAUACCACCCAGGCUUCCCGUCUUUAGGGUUCCCCCUCAGUGUUGAUCUGCAGGCCGGAUCUACGGCACUCUAUGGACUGAGCUGCUCAUACGGCCGCAUUCUCCCCGCUGCACAUCUAGCCAUGUGCGCCUCACAGGUCGGCCACAGCCUGUUCCACCUCUCCUGA